UUGGUGUUCCGAGGAGCACUGGAUGCCGACUUUGCAGAACCAGGAAGGUCAAAUGUGAUACUCUUAAGCCGUCCUGCGGCAACUGCAUCAAAUAUGGAGCAGAGAAAGCGGGCUCUGCUCGACGGGGCUAUCUGCUCCUUUGCUCUCCAACUUACUGGCAAAGCAAACUCCAAUGCCGACCUGGUCGCCAAAAGCAGAACUAUAUAUGGCUUGGCACUCAAUGAGUUACAGGCCGCUCUGCAACAUUCCUCAGAGUGGAAGGCAUCUGAGACCCUGUGCGCUGCUAUACUCUUAUGUUACUUUGAGCUGUUUGCUGGGACAGUGGUUCCCGAUACUUGGAUCCAACAUGCCAAAGGCAUUGGAACCUUGAUGGAGCAGCGAGGACCAGCAGCUCAUGCUGAAGGCUGGGACGCAGCUAUGCUGCUCUCAUGUCGUGGCAUUCUUACUGUAGGCGACAUGUUCUAUCCCGGAAAGGACCAAUUGUUCCUGUCGAGGCCAGCAUGGAGGCAUGUCACGUCUGAUGGCGGUAGACGUCUCAUCUAUGCUCCUGACGCCCCAAUUGAGCACAUCCGCAUCGGUGAUGGCUUCCUUGCAAACCUGGCCCAGCUCACGCCUAUUUUGCAUGGGGCUUAUCUUCUGAGAGAAGCUAACAAGGCUGGCAUAUUUGUCGAGCCUGACAAAAUCUCCGCCUUGGCCCACCUAGCCACCGUGGAACAUGCGAGAUUGGCGCGAUGGUUCGACGAUUUCAACGCGCUUGAGUUUCCAAGGCCGGUCGAGGCUCUGCCAACCGACCCGGCAAAUUCGUUGUUCGAGACAGUGCUGGAACAUAAGUCGGCAGCGGCCGGGUCGUUACUCAUGGGGUACUGGGCAAGUAUGCUCAUUCUAGAAGAGACACUGGUCGAGUGCGGGACACCGCGAGCUAACUCGGAGAUAUCCAUCCGGUAUUUCGUGGAACAGAUAUUGCGGUCGGUAGAGUCUGUGGGACGAGGCACCAUGGGGCCAUAUCGAAUUGGCUUCGCCAUACGGAUCGUGUAUGAAUUCGCUACUGGGCAAGAACAGAGAUGGAUUGCCAGCAUGCUGGAUAAGUUCUCACAAGGAUAUGCUGCUAUUGACAAGAAGACAUACCCUAAACCUAAGGAUGAUGACACUCAGCCUACAGGAGUUGUUCAGUCUGCAGCUUAG
Messenger RNA from Fusarium redolens, 1182 nucleotides. RefSeq lists its product as uncharacterized. The record is from RefSeq and is a predicted model, not a curated record. The annotation marks the transcript as partial. The transcript has 4 exons. NCBI's taxonomy places the organism in Eukaryota, Fungi, Ascomycota, Sordariomycetes, Hypocreales, Nectriaceae.